AGUGGAAAUGAUUAAAAAUGCAGAGAAGACUGAAGAUAAAACUGUGAGGAAAAGUCUUUUUGUUAAUACCUGAUUAAAAAGAAAAGGUUUUUUUUCAACUGGAAGAAUAUAUUUAUGAACUACUGUAAAGAAACUAUGACAUAAAUCUUCUCUAUAAAGGAAAUUUUAAUUACAAUUAAAAAUAAAAUGAAUCCGAAAGCCAACCAACUACCUGACUUUUUUUUUUUUUCCUUAGAUGGAUUCUCUUUUGAACUUGUAGGUAACUGGUCCCUUGCUACUCUCUAAUGGUAAUUGAAAUUUCCACAAAGGAAUGCUGGUCCUGUACUUAGCUACAAACAGCAGGAGGUUGAUGUCCUGGGGUGACAGGACAUUUUCAUGCUUUAUAUCCCAAAUCGUGGUUGGUUUUUUUUUUUUCCCUGUUCCUGUGCUCUCAGUUUGUUUUGUCUGUGGCUGAGCCCCUCCCCCGGCUGCUUGCUUCUGGCUUGGUGCUAGCUUUAGGCUGCUUUUGCUGGCUUUGCUCUUUGCUUUCUGCUUUUUGCUUGCUUUUUUGCCAUCUUUUUCUGCUUUUGUGUUUCCCCUUCUUUCCUUCCUCCCUUCCCUGAAGACAUCGGACCUGCUUCGGGCCCUGAUUCGGGAACAUCAAGGGAACACUCCCCGGAGUCUGCACGUGAAAGAAGCUUUGGCACCCUCCCCAGCAGAGACUGCUCACCCUCUCUUGGACUGGUGAAAACAUUUCUUGUCAUCUCGGACUGUUUUCCUUGUGUUGGGGAGUGUUUUUUUUUUUCGUUGUUUCUCAAUAAACAAGUUUUUUCCACCUUCUCCUCUGAGGAAAUUCCUCCCGAACCCGGUGGUGGGGGAGGGAGUUGUGGAAUUUUGUCCUAAACUAGGACAAACAAAUUUGGUGGCCCGUAUGGGGAGAGCGAUCAUACAAAGUGGAAAAAACUUUAUUCUAAUAAUAUUUUGGUUUCUGUUGUUUUGUGGGCAUAUUGGUAUGUCUCUUUUUGAAGGUAUAAUGUCAUUUGGAGUGAAAGCCUGCCUUUAUUUCUGGUCAUUAGGGUUCUUUGAAGUUUUAAUACCUUUUUGGUCGUUAGGUUUAUUCUCUUAUCCAGCAAUAGCCCCGAUAUUGUCCUUGAUGCAUAGCUUUUGUAACCGUGGGGCGCUAACCAGAAUAUUUAUCGGGCUGGGCUUGGUUGUGUUGAUUUGUAAGAGGUUCAUAAAAAUGUUGCUAUCGUUUCCAGGAAUGGAUGGUUCAUGGUUAUGGUUGUGUGCUCAGUUUGUUAGGGGAGAAGCAGGGGAGGAGGCUUUUCAGCCUUUGCUCUCCUUCUUCUCCUCCGAAUUGUUUACAUCUCUAUUAGAAAAUGUUUGGUUAUCCCUGACUGCCAAGGACACCAUCUUUCUGGCAUUCAAUUUAGUAAGCUUUCUUUAUACUGUCUGCAGUUUAUAUAAGAUGAAGGCUGAGAUUUCUAGAGGGGCUGGUGAGACUCCUGAUUUAGGAGUGAAACCAAGGGUGAAGAAUUCUGAGUGGCGUGGGAAAUGGGAGGAUAUGGGCCAAAUUUUAAAGGAGUUUUCUGACCCUGUAGUCUGGGACUUCCCAUCUGAACAAAUUCAGAACCCAGCUGAGGUGGUAAAGUAUCUGAAAGAGAGGUGCCAUAGUAACACUAAGGAGGAAAGGAUCAUUGCAGUGAGCUGGGCCCUGGCACAUGCUUAUCGCACCCUGCUAGAUACUGUGGGGCAGCAGAUAAAGGAAAGGGAACAGGGAGAUAAAUUAGUUACUGUCCCAGUCACUCAGGCUGCAGCAAACAUCCCAGGCUCCAGGCCAGUAGUUAAACCAGACAGUAAGCCCCAACCAAUGGCUGUUGCUGCAAAUACAAAAGGUGGAAAGUGUAAAAGCAAGACUGACCGAAGGGUGGAGGAUGAUGAUGAUCCAAGAGAAGGACCAUCACCAAAAUCAGAGACCACAGCAAGUGGCAUAGAUUCCGGAGCCAAUAUUGAUUCCUUCUCCCUGAAGGACCUUCGAGGCCUAAGGAAGGAUUAUAGGCGACAGCCCGAUGAGUCUAUAAUUAGUUGGCUAGUCCGCCUUUGGGAUGCGGCAGGGGAGGCUACCAUUCUGGAUGGCACUGAAGCGAGGCAUUUAGGAUCCCUGUCACAUGAUCCUGUCAUCGAUCAAGGCAUGAUGAGGAGGGCUAGCCCUCACAGCCUCUGGGAACGGGUCCUGGACAGCGUAGCACAAAGAUACCUGUGUGCAGGUGACCUCUAUAUUCAGCAGACACGGUGGAAGACCAUAGAACAGGGGAUCCAACGCCUGAGGGAGAUGGCAGUGGUAGAGAUCAUUUUUUCAGAUGAUAUAACAACUAGGAAUCCGGACUUAGUACCGUGCACACCUGUAAUGUGGAGGAAACUUGUGCGCCUUGGGCCACCUGAAUACGCUUCUGCUCUAGCAAUAAUGAAGCGGGAUGAGGUAUAUGAGACUGUGCUCGAUAUGGCAAAGAAGCUUCGGGCAUAUGCAGAUGCUGUACAUGGCCCAACUCAUGCCAGAAUUGCAGCUGUGGAAACACGACUGCAGAAAUUAGAAGAUAAAAUAGAGGAAAGUCGUAAGAAACUCAGGGAAGAGAUUAAGGAGGACCUCCUCCAAAUCUCAGCUGUACAAAUUAGAGGCCCUAGUAUCCAACGCAGACGUUCCUCUGUUGGGGAGAGAAGGUACACCCCACGAGCUGAGUUGUGGUUCUUCCUACGUGAGUCUGGAGAAAACAUGAGGAGAUGGGAUGGGAAGCCUACUGCUGCUCUGGCACAACGGGUGCAUGAAUUGAAGGAAGGUAGGAAAAGGGAAGCAGCUCCAGUUGCCCGUACUCGAACUGUCAGGCAUAAUGAUGAUGAUGACUUGUCCGAUCCCCUUGAAGGAACCUCCAAGACAUAUGUCUCAGGAAAGAAGGAUAACCAGGCUUAGAGGGGCCCUGCCUCUAGCCAGGUAGAGGUUAGGGAAAACUGAGUUUUUUGGACAGUAUGGGUUCUAUGGCCUGGCACAUCAGAGCCACAGAAAUAUAAAGCUUUGGUUGACACCGGUUCUCAGUGUACCCUAAUGCCAUCCGAACAUGAGGGAACAGAACCUAUUUCUAUUGCCGGGGUGACAGGGGGAUCACAAGAUUGACCCUGUUGGAAGCCAAGGUGAGCCUGACCGGGAAGGAGUGGCAGGAACAUCCGAUUGUGACUGGCCCAGAGGCUCCGAGUAUUCUGGGCAUAGACUAUCUCAGGAAUGGCUAUUACAAAGACCCUAAGGGGUUCAGAUGGGCUUUUGGAAUAGCUGCCGUGGAGGCAGAGGGCAUUAAGAAAUUGAACACCUUGCCUGGACUGUCAGAGAACCCAUCUGCAGUAGGACUCCUGAAGGUAGAAGAGCAACGAGUACCUGUUGCCACCUCAACAGUGCAUCGCCGGCAGUAUCGAACAAAUCGAGAUGCUGUGAUCCCCAUUCACAAGAUGAUCCGAGAGUUAGAGAGCCAAGGGGUGGUUAGUAAAACCCACUCACCCUUCAACAGUCCCAUCUGGCCUGUGCGUAAAUCUGAAGGAGAAUGGAGAUUGACCUUGGAUUACCGUGCUUUGAAUGAAGUGACUCCACCGCUGAGCGCCGCUGUGCCGGACAUGCUGGAACUCCAGUACGAGCUGGAGUCCAAGGCAGCAAAGUGGUAUGCCACAAUCGACAUUGCUAAUGCGUUUUUCUCCAUUCCUCCAGCUGCAGAAUGCAGGCCUCAGUUUGCUUUCACCUGGAGGGGCAUGCAGUACACCUGGAACUGACUGCCCCAGGGAUGGAAGCACAGUCCUACCAUCUGUCAUGGACUGAUCCAGACUACGCUAGAAAAGGGUGAGGCUCCAGAACAUUUACAAUACAUUGAUGAUAUCAUUGUGUGGGGAAACACAGCAGCAGAAGUGUUUGAGAAAGGAGAGAAAAUCAUCCAAAUUCUCCUGGAAGCUGGCUUUGCCAUUAAGAAAAGUAAAUUUAAGGGACCUGCUCGGGAGAUCCAGUUCCUGGGAGUGAAGUGGCAAGAUGGACGGUGCCAGAUUCCUACUGAUGUCAUCAACAAAAUCACAGCUAUGUCCCCACCAACCAACAAGAAGGAAACACAAGCUUUCUUAGGUGCUAUAGGUUUCUGGAGGAUGCACAUUCCUGAAUAUAGUCAGAUUGUGAGCCCUCUUUACUUGGUUACCUGUAAGAAGAAUGAUUUCUAUUGGGGCCCUGAACAGCAGCAAGCCUUUGCCCAGAUCAAGCAGGAGAUUGCUCAUGCGGUAGCCCUUGGCCCCGUCAGGACAGGACCAGAGGUGAAGAACGUGCUCUACUCUGCAUCUGGGAACCAUGGCCUGUCCUGGAGCCUUUGGCAGAAGGUGCCUGGUGAGACCCGAGGCCGACCAUUGGGAUUCUGGAGUCGGAGCUACAGAGGGUCUUGUUGUUGUUUAAAUUUAUGGGGGGUCCCCGGGGAGUGCCCCCCGGAGACCCCCGGGGUCUUUUGGGGUCGUGGUGUUCCCGCGCUGGCAGGCAAGGAGACUCAGAUGCCGGUGGGAUGCUGAUGAGGUCUGAAGCCAACUACACCCCAACAGAGAAAGAAAUCCUGGCCGCGUAUGAAGGAGUCCAAGCUGCUUCAGAAGUGAUUGGUACCGAGGUACAACUCUUCCUGGCACCUCGACUACCCGUGCUGGGGUGGAUGUUUAGAGGAAAGGUUCCCUCUACCCACCAUGCUACCAAUGCUACAUGGAGCAAGUGGAUUGCCCUCAUUACACAGCGCGCCCAAAUUAGGAAACUAAAUCGUCCUGGGAUUCUGGAGGUAAUUACCAAUUGGCCUGAAGGUGAAAGCUUCAGUCUUACUGGUGAAGAGGGAGAAGAGCAAGUGACCCGUGCCAAAGAAGCUCCACCAUAUAACCAACUGCCGGCAGAAGACACACGCUACGCUCUUUUUACUGAUGGCUCCUGUCGCCUUGUGGGGAUGAACCGGAAGUGGAAAGCAGCCGUAUGGAGCCCCACACGACAAGUCGCACAAGCUAUCGAAGGAGAAGGUGGAUCGAGUCAACUCGCAGAGCUCAAAGCCGUUCAGUUGGCCCUGGACAUUGCUGAAGCAGAGAAGUGGCCAAAACUUUACCUUUAUACUGAUUCCUGGAUGGUAGCCAAUGCUCUGUGGGGAUGGCUGAAGAGAUGGAAGGAGGCGAACUGGCAGCGCAGAGGAAAACCAAUUUGGGCUGCUGAAGAAUGGAAAGACAUCGCUACCCGGUUAGAGAAACUACCUGUGAAGGUUCGCCAUGUAGAUGCCCAUGUCCCUAGAAGCAGAGCCAAUGAGGAGCAGCAGAACAAUCAGCAGGUAGAUCAGGCUGCAAAGAUAGGGGAGUUGAAGAUAGAUCUUGACUGGGAGCACAAAGGAGAGCUGUUCCUAGCACGAUGGGCCCAUGAUGCCUCAGGCCACCAGGGUAGAGAUGCCACCUAUAAGUGGGCACGAGACCGAGGGGUGGAUCUAACCAUGGACAGCAUUUCUCAGGUUAUUCAUGACUGUGAGACGUGUGCUGCCAUUAAACAGGCUAAGCGGGUGAAGCCCCUCUGGUAUGGGGGGCGGUGGUCCAAGUACAAGUAUGGGGAGGCCUGGCAGAUUGAUUACAUCACGCUGCCUCAAACCUGCCAAGGCAAGCGCCAUGUGCUAACCAUGGUAGAAGCCACUACGGGAUGGUUGGAAACCUACCCCGUGUCUCAUGCUACAGCCCACAACACCAUCCUGGGCCUUGAAAAGCAGGUCCUUUUGAGGCAUGGUACUCCUGAGAGGAUUGAGUCAGACAAUGGGACUCAUUUUAAAAAUAAUCUUAUUAACAACUGGGCUAGGGAACAUGGCAUCGAGUGGGUGUACCACAUCCCCUACCAUGCACCAGCUGCAGGCAAAGUGGAGAGGUACAAUGGAUUGUUAAAAACCACUUUGAAAGCACUGGGUGGGGGGUCUUUCAAGAACUGGGAGCAGCAUUUAGCAAGAGCCACCUGGUUAGUUAACACUCGAGGUUCCACCAACCGAGCAGGUCCUGCCCAGUCUGAGUCCCUUAAUAUAGUAGAUGGAGAUAAAGUCCCAGUGGCCCAUGUCAGAGGUUUGUUGGGGAAGACAGUAUGGAUUAAUCCUGCCUUGAGUACAGGCAAACCCAUUCGUGGGAUUGUCUUUGCUCAAGGACCAGGUUAUACCUGGUGGAUAAUGCAGAAAGAUGGGACAACCCGUUGUGUACCUCAGGGAGAUCUGAUUGUGGGAUGAUAUCAUUGUUCGCUGAGCAUUACCACCAUUAUCUGUACGUUAGAUCAUACAGAUAUGAGACAGAAGGAAACAUGAAAGUGUCAAAGGUCUGAGCAAGUAAGAUGGAAGGAAAUGUGUUAAGUGUGGAAGGUUUGAGCAAGUGAGAAGAAAGUUUUUUUUCAUUGUGUUCAGUAACAUGUUCACGAUAUGGGAUAAGGGGUGGAAUGUCCUGGGGUGACAGGACAUUUUCAUGCUUUGUAUCCCAAAUCGUGGUUGUUUUUUUUUUUUUCCCUGUUCCC
Molecule: messenger RNA, 6535 nt
Organism: Prinia subflava (tawny-flanked prinia)
Lineage: Eukaryota; Metazoa; Chordata; Aves; Passeriformes; Cisticolidae
Exons: 2
Coding region: 4449-6257 (602 amino acids)
Biological process (GO): DNA integration
Molecular function (GO): nucleic acid binding; RNA-DNA hybrid ribonuclease activity
Source: RefSeq, a predicted model, not a curated record